Molecule: messenger RNA, 905 nt
Organism: Chiloscyllium plagiosum (whitespotted bambooshark)
Lineage: Eukaryota; Metazoa; Chordata; Chondrichthyes; Orectolobiformes; Hemiscylliidae
Source: RefSeq, a predicted model, not a curated record
GAGGAAGAGAGCAUAGAGCCCUCAGAGGAAGCGCUGGAAAAGCUGCCUCCUGCAGCUCCUAGAGCUCAAAUACCGAUGCCUCACAAAAAAGAACAAUUUGCCAAUAGAUGUUCCCGAUCGAAAGAUGUUUCCACUCUACUGGUCCCCAGACAGACAUGGAAAUGAAUAUCCCCCGAUAAGAGGAACACCAGAUUGUGGACCUGGGCGCUAUGACACCUAUCUUACAAAUAGUUUGAUUGACAACUUAGAAAGGAAACCGGAGAGUAAAAUGGGGUACACUCUAGGGGCAAGAACGUCAGUUCGAUUUCUGCCAAAGCUGACUAUAUCACCUGGUCCUGCAGUAUAUCAGAGAAGAUUGGGAAGGGACCGAACUUUCAAGCCUUCCAGUGCACCAUUUGGUUCUUCAACUCCAAGAAGCAGAGAGAGUUCAUUGAAUAAAUUGGUGGUUCCUGGCCCUGGUACAUAUCACCCUAAUGAACAAAGGAACCAGCAUGUAACAUGGCCGAUGAAAUUUGGUGCUCCAGACUGGAAUUUGGUUCCUGCUCCAAAAAAGCGAACAUUGAGAAUUGAGAUCUCUAUGACUCGUCUUCAGAACUUCCGUCUAAAUAAGAAUUAUACCAGACUGAAAACAUCAGCUGUUUCUCGUUUCCAGUGUUUUGUAUUUAUCCUGCCAAGAACUAAGUGGUUUAAAAUAUUACAGAAGAGAUUUCUAAUCAUUCUGAUAUUAAACACUUGUAAUAUUUGACCUAAGAGUUAAAUCAUGUGGCUCUUGAGAUAACAUGCAAGCCUUUCUGAUUUCACGAAUGAUGCCUUACCAAAAUACAACUGAGGUCAUGCAAACCUAGGAACUCAAGUUUGAUUAUACUGACUUUGUAUUAGGCUGGUUAACUCUGCUGAAAUGGCAC